Striga asiatica is the source of this 1230-nucleotide messenger RNA. The record is from the annotation of a GenBank genome assembly. NCBI's taxonomy places the organism in Eukaryota, Viridiplantae, Streptophyta, Magnoliopsida, Lamiales, Orobanchaceae.
AGAAUUAAUUUGGUUUGAGUAUAUUCUUUUGGACACACCCUAAUAGAUUCUCUUGUUUGUUAUUUUGGAAAAUAUGUUCUGAAAAAUCGAGUGAGGACGAGAAGGUGUUCAUUUUUUCGGUUUUUAUUUUUUUAGGAAUUCUUAAGUGCAGAUUCCCGGUCAGCGAGAACCCUAACCGCACCAAUUCUCUUCGCAGAAAUGUUUAAGAAGUUCUCAUCCGAAGAGGUUUCUGCUCAAAAUCAAGUGAAGGCAUCUGUGCAGCGAAAAAUACGACAAAGUAUUGCAGAGGAGUACCCGGGACUUGAACCUGUGUUGGAUGACUUGCUGCCAAAAAAAUCACCGCUAGUUGUUGCAAAAUGUCCAAAUCAUCUUAACUUGGUUCUGGUAAACAAUGUGCCACUGUUCUUCAACGUGCGGGAUGGACCAUACAUGCCUACAUUACGCCUUCUUCAUCAGUGCUGUGCGUUGUCGUUAAGUCGUUGUGUUUGUGUGGCAGUUGUGGCUUUUGAUCCAAAUAUAAUGAAAAUGCUGCAAGUUGACAGAGGGGCUAUAAAAUUCGUACUUUCUGGUGCCAAUAUCAUGUGUCCAGGCCUUACGUCUCCUGGUGGUGCAUUGGAUGAUGAAGUAGAAGCAGAAACUCCUGUUGCUAUAAUGGCUGAAGGAAAGCAACAUGCUCUAGCAAUUGGAUUCACGAAAAUGUCAGCAAAAGAUAUACGAACACUGAACAAAGGAAUUGGUGUGGACAACAUGCACUAUCUUAACGAUGGCCUCUGGAAGAUGGAGCGCCUCGGAUAACUGAUAAUGAAUGAUCUAAACUGAAUGGUGCGUCAGCGUACAUUGGGAUAACUGAGAAAAAGAUAUAAGUUUGAUUGCAGACUGUUGCUUUCAUAUGUUUGUUUACAUUCACUUUGUUCUGUAGCUUUACUAACAAAUAACGAUCAUUGCUGAAGUAUCCGUCCCUGUUAUUUGAAUUUCAAGAUACCUAUUUUGAUGCCCUUUGGAGCAAGCCAAACUUUUUGUGCUCUGCAUAUCAUAUAAUAUUUAACAAUUUACUUUUUAGUCGAUAUGGCAAUUGGCAUAUCAUAUUAUUUGACCAUUGAUUUGACAUUUAACUUUACAUUGGCGGCUUACAAAAGAUCUAGAAGUCGCUGAAUAGAUUCUUUUACAAUUGUCGAAUUUUCACCUGUGCCUUUGGGAAUAAUUGUAAUUUUAUGGUAGGGUAAACUUUAU